GAGAUGGAUCCGGCCACCUUUAUCGACCCCAAUCUGACGCCGCAGGACCUUUUGGUCUUGAAAGAUCUCCUGCGCGAUGAUCAGACGCGCGAGGUUGGGUUUUUAGGUAUUUCCCCAUUCUCGGCUCGUCUCGCUGCUCAAGCUGAUCGUCUAGACGACACUGACGCCAUUAUCCAUCGACUGCAGAGCGUCAACAACCCCCAGGAUGCAGAGUUCGAGCCCACGGUGUUUGUCACCUGGGAUACGCCCGUGGUGCAUGCCAAUCUGCCGCCGCUGGUCGACCGCUGGCUGUUCCGACCGUACAUCCGCUGGGCGCGUCGGCUGGUGCGCGUCGAGACGGACGUCGUGAUGCUGACGCAUCUGCUGCUGUACCUGACCACCUCGGUGCCCAGCGCGCUGUGGCUGUACGGCCGCUUCUCCUGGGUGCACGGCGUGCUGCACGCCCUCAUGCAGGGCUGGUACGUCGGGACGUACACGCUCAUGAUGCACCAGCACAUCCACAUGGGCGGCAUCCUGUGUCGCCAGUUGGCCUGGCUCGACGCCCUGUUCCCCUACAUCACGAACCCGCUCAUGGGCCACACCUGGAACUCCUACUACUACCACCAUGUCAAGCACCAUCACGUCGAGGGCAACGGGCCCGACGAUCUGUCCUCCACCAUCCGCUACCAGCGCGACGAGCUGCGCGACUUUCUCUGCUACGUCGCCCGCUUUGUCUUCCUCGUCUGGUUCGAGCUGCCGCUCUAUUUCUUCCGCAAGGGCCACUAUCUGCAGGGCUGCAAGGCCGGCGCCUGGGAGCUGGCCAGCUACGCCUCCAUCUACGCCCUCUUCCGCUGGGGCAAUGCCCGCGCCACCGUCUUUGUCUUCAUCGUGCCUCUCGUUCUGCUCCGCAUGGGCUUGAUGAUCGGCAAUUGGGGCCAGCAUGCCUUUGUCGACGAGAUCGAUCCCAACUCCGACUUUCGUUCCAGCAUCACCUUGAUUGACGUGCCGGUAGGAUCUCCAAAAGAAAAGAAAACCUUUAUACAAAUACCUCUCACCAUCUCAACCCCCGCCGGCACUGGCGCGACCAUCCCCUGGCCUUUCUCAAGCAGAAAGACCGGUAUGCCGCCGAGCACGCGCUCGUCUUCCGCAACAUCGACUACCUGAUGAUCACCUUCAAGCUCAUGCAGAAGGACUACCUGCACCUGGCCAAAUGCCUGGUUCCCAUGGGCGACCAGAUCGCCCUCUCUCUCGAGGAACGAGCGGCCUUGUUGCGCACCAAGACCCGUCGUUUCUCAGACGAGGAGAUUAGAAGAAAAUUCCCUUGAAUCAUUUUAUCAAUUUUGUUGGAGAUUCAACAGGAUCCCGCCGCUGAGGCCAUAUAUACUUUUGGAUAGACUUAACUAAUCGCAUUGAUUAUUGAAAUAAUACUAUUGGAGAACCAGUAUCUUCCCCUG
This is a messenger RNA of Penicilliopsis zonata CBS 506.65, 1433 nucleotides long. RefSeq lists its product as hypothetical. Bases 4 to 1143 code for a protein of 379 amino acids. The record is from RefSeq and is a predicted model, not a curated record. Gene Ontology annotation, biological process: lipid metabolic process. NCBI's taxonomy places the organism in Eukaryota, Fungi, Ascomycota, Eurotiomycetes, Eurotiales, Aspergillaceae. The transcript has 2 exons.